CUCAUCAUCAGCCGACAACCACGAGAUCACGAGGAAGAGCAGAAAGAAGAGGCUUUCUGAAGCAGUAAGUGACUCCUGGAAUAACACAGAUAAUUAGCUCAUUAGUGACGCUCUAUCGCUUGUGAGGACGCCUGAAUGUCAGGAAGUUUGGCGGCUAGUGUGUCUGACAAGCAUCGAACCUCAAAUUAGACAGUUUGUUAAUUAAGAUCGUAAUGGUGCGCUUUGUAUAAAUGGAAAGCAUUGCAUCAACAAGUGUUGCUGUUGUUAUUGUUUUUUCUAUUGGCCCACCCACCCCUCUGUCUCCUUCCAUCUCCCUCUUCGUAUUGGAUGUUCAGCCCUCAGUAGCUCUUUUGUUCGGUGAAGCAUUCCUCACAAUGUGACAGGCCGCACUGGAGACGGUACUCGCCAGGACUUAGUUUCAUCAUCUCAGUGUUUACUUCAGAGGAGUCAGGAGUUGGAUGCAAGUGAAAGGGGGCGUGUUUUGAUCUGUGAAAUCACCAGGCUUUCUUUUAGCUCCUAAUUCCUUGCAGCAACAUUUCUAGCAUGCCUCAUGGCCAGAAGUCCCAUUGAGCCAGUGGAGUCUCAUUACCACGUCCUCUGUAAAGGGCUUCUAUUGAGGCCUGACACCCGAGAGCAGUGAGUGGUUACCUGAGCUCCAGAGGGAUGACUCUCCGGAGGCCAGCCGCCCACCUACCGAGAGCUCCGAGCUGGAGGAGAUCAGGGGACGAGUCCUACUGGGAGAGCUUGAUACCAGAAGGGGAGGUUUCUCGCCCUCAACGCCAACCUCGGCCCCAGAGUGCCAUCGAAGGAGGACGCCGGCUGGACGGAUGGCUGGAGCACCUGCAGAGGAUAGAGAGCGAACUUCUCAGAGGUCAUAACCAGGCUCCAGCUUUCAGUGAUUGGACGACAUCCACAGAGCCAACCCGACCUGUCUGGAGACAGCCGCAGGUCCCGUCCUACAGCAGGGCCUCGUCUUCAUGUGGGAGUCCCAGCAUGUGUGAGAGCUCGCUAGGCAGCCAGGAGUCCCUCCCAACGGGCUUCUUUUCUCCUCCGGAGCGCAGAGGAAGCUUGGAGACAGUUCACAUAAUGCAGACCCCGAGGAAGGAGAGCGCUCAACUCAGCUGUCUCGCUCCGGUCAAAAUCGGCUGGCUGCCAAUUCAAAGAAGAGUGACGCGGGUGGAUGAUGCUUGUAACCAAAACCAGUCUUUGGACCACUCUGCGAGCCAGGUGAAAUUGAAACAAGCAAUCACUCCAACAUUUCGGAUGAAUCGAGCAACAACCCACAGGCUGCAGGAUGGAGAGGUGGAGAAAAGUCACGGCGGCCCAUACGCCUUGUGUGUGAAGACGUGGCAGGCUCCUGAUCAAGACUCUUCCAUUACUAAACAGGUGCCAGAAAGUCGGAGCUUGCCUGCUCUCGAGGGGGACCGAAGUGGAGGGGUUCAAGCUCUGAGGAGAGGCUGGAAUACCAACAGGGUGUCAGCUUUCCCUGGAGGCAGCCAGUCCAAUGUCCUCCCCACAGGGAACGGCUCAGUUACCAAUAGGUCCUCGCAAAUGAAAACAAGCAGCGCAACCCCCCUCCAGCAAGCCCCGGCGCAUCAAACAACUUUCGCCGACCCCAUCCCCAACACAAACAAGUCCCACACGCCUUUGCACAGGACAGGCGGUGCUCAGCCUGUGAGGGCCACAGUCCCGUCACACAUACAGACCAACUCCGGCGCGACCACACUAAUCCCUCAGAACACGGCCGGCUUCUCCUCCAUCACCAUCUCCUCCAGGAGAGUGAGCAGAUCGGCCAGUUUGCCCGUCUCCGACGCCCGCCCCGCCGAGCCACGUCCCCUUCCGUCCAUGGACCCGAACUGCGGGCAGGUCACGGUGCAGAGGAAAGCCACCAUCGUCAAAGUGACGGAGCGGAGGACCAUUUCCAGCCCCUUCUCGGGCACCACAAGAGGGGGGACACCGCCGGCUGGCGAGGCUUCGGACACGGUGGUCCACAGAAGAAAGGCCACCAUCAUCAAAGUGACGGAGCACAGGGAGAGCUACAGUCCAGCCAAGGAAGAGUCUGGGACGAGGCACCCUGGGUACAGACACAGCUACUCCGAGGGGGUGUACGAGGAAAACAGCACGUGGAGUCAGGGGAGACUUUCACAGCACUGUGCGGCACCCUCUGGAUUCCACCUGGAUUCCACAGGGAGGCCAAACUCUGCUGUAGCACCACAUACGUCCCCUUUGGAUCCAGUGGAAAACAAUGGAGCACUGCGCAGGUCCACGCUGAGACUUUUCGUGAGCAGCCCCGCCGACGUUGCAGCGGCCAAACCCUCAGAGGUUUCUCCAAGGGCGACUGCACAGAGACCGGACAGGUCGCACAGACCACAGAGCUGCUACGGCAAUAUGUUUGGACACACAAAGCCAAGCAAGGAGGAGGUGACGCAUCCAGACGGCAGGAAAUGGAGCUUUGGGCUCCCACAGGGGGCCAAUAUGAACUCCAGCGGUAAAGAAGCAGAUCCCACCUCGCAGCAGUCUCAGGAGGAGGUGCUCGCCCUCAAUGCAGCUGCCGUCAUAGCAAAUAUAAAACUACUAAGGAAACUAAGCAAGAAGAAAACACCAAAUGGCAAAUCUCAGAAGGACGGUGCUGCGUCUCCGCCGGAAAACAUUGAUGAGGGGAAGUGUGUGAAGCCGCCGCCGGAUGAAGGAACAAUCCGGGGCCACAGCCAACUUAAUAUCGCUUUUGAAACGGAUGGAUCACCUCAAACUAUUUCUUUGCAGGAUGCACUGCAGAGGUCCAGGCCAGACUUCAUCGGCCGUUCCCAGAGCCGACUGCGAGAACUCGAGCGAAGGGCCCGGGAGAGGAGGGAUCUGGCCGAUUGGGAAGACCCACGGCGGGACGUCAGGCAGAGGAGAGGCCGCGGUGUCCGGGGAAGCUCUCUGAACGAUAACCUUUUCAAACUCAGAGACAGAGCCAUUGCUGGGAAAGCGAUUCAGCCGGGAUCUAAGCGGCCGCCUGCAGAGGUGAAGAGAAAAAAAGAGGAGGAGAAGAGGAGGGAGGUGUGUUUGAGCAACAGGCAGCGAAUGGGACUUUUCAAAAAGAAACUGCUGGAUCAGAUUCUUCAAAGGAGCAACAGCUGAACGAAUGACAACAGAUGAAGAAGAUGAUGCCUGUCGGAUUGUGUAACAGACUGAUGGAGUGAGCUGUGGCCUCUGACAGAGUUGAACUAUCAGUGUAGGUCAUGGCACAGCGUCUGCCUGUCUGCUGUAGUUCCAUGACUUAUUAUCCAAGUUCCGGAGGUCCACAUCUGUUUUCCUGAAAGAUAAAUCCGUGGUAAUCUUUCAGAAACCCAAAAGGUCAAUUAACAUCGCUUAAGAGUCAGAACCUUUGAAGAGUAUUCUGCCCAUGCACUUAAAUAUUCUGGUGUGCAAUAAUACAAAUAAAAAAACAUAUUUUUC
Pungitius pungitius (ninespine stickleback) is the source of this 3441-nucleotide messenger RNA. RefSeq names its product chromosome 21 C10orf90 homolog (gene c21h10orf90). NCBI's taxonomy places the organism in Eukaryota, Metazoa, Chordata, Actinopteri, Perciformes, Gasterosteidae. The coding region runs from base 664 to 3123 and encodes 819 amino acids. The record is from RefSeq and is a predicted model, not a curated record. Gene Ontology annotation, molecular function: microtubule binding. The transcript has 11 exons.